This is a messenger RNA of Polypterus senegalus (gray bichir), 1865 nucleotides long. It is a transcript of the gene dynlrb1, whose product is annotated as dynein, light chain, roadblock-type 1. Gene Ontology annotation, molecular function: dynein intermediate chain binding. The record is from RefSeq and is a predicted model, not a curated record. Gene Ontology annotation, cellular component: cytoplasm; cytoplasmic dynein complex; centrosome. The transcript has 4 exons. Bases 103 to 393 code for a protein of 96 amino acids. Lineage: Eukaryota; Metazoa; Chordata; Cladistia; Polypteriformes; Polypteridae. Gene Ontology annotation, biological process: microtubule-based movement.
CGGCUCUGAAGCGGAGGGGGCGAGUUUGCGCAUGCUCGGUCUGCUAAAGCUGCCGAAGAAAUAGGCGUUGGAAGAAUUCUUGUUAAAGAUUAAAACGACAAAAUGGCAGAAGUGGAAGAAACAUUAAAGAGAAUCCAGAACCAGAAAGGGGUUCAAGGUAUCAUUAUUGUGAACGCAGAAGGCAUUCCAAUAAAAACAACCUUGGAUAAUCCCACAACUGUGCAAUAUGCCGGGCUCAUUCACCAGCUGGUGAUAAAAGCCCGGAGCACAGUAAGAGACAUGGACCCACAGAAUGAUCUUACCUUUCUUCGAAUCCGCUCCAAGAAGAAUGAAAUAAUGGUUGCACCAGAUAAAGAAUAUUUCCUGAUUGUAAUCCAGAAUCCUACAGACUAAGAAGAUGCCUCGUCGUUGUUUGUUAAUAUUUAUGGCCAAAUCCUUCACUAUUUUACGUUUUUUGCCAGUCCCUACAAGGUUUGUUUUAUGCUGCCCAGUGCACCUUGAAUUGAGCAGCAUAAGUGCGGACAAAAUUUAUUUUAAUACAGUUCAAACAUUGUAGCAAUUGCUUUAUUGUUUUUUUCGUAUUUAAUAUGAAACAUUUUUCAUUCUAGUAGUCUUCAGUUACUAGUGGAACUGCAUGAACAGUCACAGAAGAAAAUCAAAUUCAAUCUAAAUUAAAUAAAGCUCUUUGCAAGAAGCCAGCCAAAAGCACAUGCUAAUGAUUUCAACAGUACAGAACAAGCACAUUUCCUCAUUGUAGAUAUCAAAAGUUUGCAUAUGUACACUAGGUGGGAAAAGAAAAGAAAAACUACAUCUUUAGUAUGAAAACAUGACAUGUUUUAAAAAUACCAUUCCCACCUUUUUGCAAGUGGUAGAAUUUACUGAAGAACAGAAGUGAGUGUGUGCUGGCUCUCCAACGCCAUACUAACUUCUCAUCCUCGCCUGGCCUUGAGAGUGACAGCGCGAUGUUUUAGUUUUAUAUUGUGCCUGAUUCUUUGCUGAUCAUCAGUUUACAAUCAAGUGGUUCAGCAUAAUGGGUUUUGUAGAUUUAAGUCAGGGUGGAUGGUACUCUGAAAGGUUAACCCUUUACUGACCAUCUCCUGUACAAACUUAGACGAGGGUCGAUUGCACCAGGAAUGUGCUUUAAUGAACUGCCUUCCAUUUUGUCAUGAUCUAUAAUUGAAAAUGUAAUUUACAUUUGUAGGUUCACUAAUCGUUUUAGUCUGGCAUAUACUGCUAGUUCUUUCCUUGCUUAAACAACUGGAGGGGACAAAAACUUUUGCUAAUUUAUAUUUUUAAACUUAAGUGACUUGUCCAGAUUUCCACGUUUUCUGUUGCUUAUGUCAACAGCAUGGCCCUCAGAAUAUGAAGACUAGCUGGUACGUCCAAUGGGAGCUUACUGGUUAUGGUUUGAGACCUACAGAUGGAACAAACAGCUUGUUGAGGUGGGCAUUAAAAAUGACUCCAGUGUGAUUUGGGGACCACUAAAAUACAGUGGGUCAUUUGCUUAAAUUAAGUUGAAGAAUUAAUAUGAGAAAGUAAACAAGAGGCUUAUUAAACUUAAAUUCUAGAAUGGUUAGGUAAAUAAUUAUUUAAAAUUAAAUUUAUGUAAAAUCCCCAUAAUGUUAAUUUUCUAGUAUGUUAUCCUUUAUAUUGUAAAUUCACACGUGGAAAUAUUAAUACAAGCUACUUAUUUAUGUCUAUAGAUCAUAUCAGCAUGAAUUUGUUUUUUUAAAUGCAUGUUUGGUAUCUGUUGUCAUGCCUUUUCUGUUGUUAGUGAAUUACACAAUUUCCCCUUGUUGACUAGGUAAUUAUUAUUUCAUGUAUGUUGUUUCCUUGUUCUAAAUAAAAAAGCAAGUUAAAAAUUA